This is a messenger RNA of Blastomyces dermatitidis ER-3, 649 nucleotides long. RefSeq lists its product as uncharacterized. The coding region runs from base 42 to 344 and encodes 100 amino acids. The record is from RefSeq and is a predicted model, not a curated record. The transcript has a single exon. NCBI's taxonomy places the organism in Eukaryota, Fungi, Ascomycota, Eurotiomycetes, Onygenales, Ajellomycetaceae.
UAAGACCACUUUCUAGGGACCGCCGGUUGGUUUAGUUGAAGAUGGAUUCAGGGUCUUUUCGGGUCAACUAUCUUAUGGAUCAACCCUCCGCAAAGGAACACAUUCAUGAUUCGCCAUUGUAUAAGAUUGGCCGUCGGAUAGAUUUUACCGCUGGAAAAUCUCAGGCAUUGCGGAAUCUACACCUUGAAUCCGACGAGAAGGGGAAUAAGACAGCUUUUGUAUUCGAUGGCGGGACGAACUUAAUCGGCCUUUUGUUUGCAGGGCAUUCGGAAACGGGGGUGGGAUAUUUCACCUCUGCAGCGACCCUGUUUGAGGAUACCGAUGUACGUCUGCCUUUAUCAUAACGACGGGGCAUUUUUUACAUUUCGGAUGAAACUCAGAGCGUAGAUUUCUUUUCUUGCAUUUUUGAUUUCCUUUUUCCUUGACUCUUUUUUUCAAGGCGAUAUCUUUCUUUGACAUUUUUGAGUUAAAUGCAUCAAAACUAUUUAUCUGAAUGAUUAAAGAGUAGAACAGAUUUGUAUGACUGUACUAUGAAUGCGAAUAAUGCUGAGUUUAUCAUGACUAUAAUUCCAUAUUGAACAUUCUGAACUGCUCUUUUAUAUCACUGGCAUCUAUGACAAGCCACAAACCUACCUGCACAAGGAUGGAG